Cyclopterus lumpus (lumpfish) is the source of this 4105-nucleotide messenger RNA. It is a transcript of the gene rtkn, whose product is annotated as rhotekin. Gene Ontology annotation, cellular component: actomyosin contractile ring. The record is from RefSeq and is a predicted model, not a curated record. The transcript is spliced from 11 exons. Lineage: Eukaryota; Metazoa; Chordata; Actinopteri; Perciformes; Cyclopteridae. Bases 663 to 2660 code for a protein of 665 amino acids. Gene Ontology annotation, biological process: signal transduction; septin ring organization; actomyosin contractile ring assembly.
UUUGAGAGGGACCCUUGAACCCCAUAGGACAGAAAACAGCAAAUGUAACCGGAGUACAAUUUGUAUUUACUGUUUGUAACCAAAUUGAUGCCAACACCCCAUGGAUCCUCCUCAAGGACCCUGGACACAGCUAAGUGCCUCUGCCGUCAAUGACAGUUCGUUCUCCUCUGCUUGCGCGCAGCUACACAGAUUAGGAACACGCACAGAUGCACACGCACACCCUUCUCCGCCUCCUCAGAAACGACUCUCGGUUGAUCCAUCAGUCGGUCAGUCUUUAUCCUCCCUUGUGCUGGUGGCGUUGUGUGUGUGUGUGUGUGUGUGUGUGUGAGUGAAUCCGUACUGGAGCUCGGAGGACGACGACGACAAUGAUGAAGACCACACCGAGAGGGGUUGAAACGCAUGACCGCCGUCGUCUACAGAUUGCCCGGAGUGAGGUUUGCGUCUUCUGCGCAACAACUUCUGAGGGUUAAUAGGCGGCAGCUAUUUUCGGAUUGUCGGUGGUUAUGUCAUUUAGCUUCUGAAUGGAGCAGCCUCAGAAGGAAAAUCUGAGUUAAGGUAUUUCACAGGGACUGUGGGGCGUUACGCGGACCUUGGUGUUGCGUAAAGCGCCCUUGGUGCUAGUUUUGGAGAGUUGGGAAGCGGAGUGCUGCUCUUUUGAAAGGAUGAACAACUCAAAGAAUCAAAAGGACAGCGACAUCCAGAAGAAGAUUGACCAUGAGAUCCGUAUGCGCGAUGGAGCCUGCAAGCUGCUGGCUGCCUGCUCCCAGAAAGACCAGGCGUUGGAGGCAUCGAAGAGCCUGCAGACCUGCAGCACACGUAUCAUGGCCUACAUGUCGGAGCUGCAGAGGAUGAAAGAGGCUCAGGUCAUGCAGAAGGUCACGCGGAGGUCGUCAGACGCAGGGCCGAUGGACGACAGACUCCCGUGCAAAGGAAAAGUGGCCAUCUCCGAUCUUCGGAUCCCUCUCAUGUGGAAAGACACGGAGUACUUCAAGAACAAAGGAGAGCUUCAUCGGUGUGCAGUGUUCUGCCUGCUGCAGCUGGGAGGAGAGAUCUUUGACACAGACAUGGUGAUAGUGGACCGGACACUCACUGAUAUUUGCUUUGACAACACCAUCGUAUUUAACGAAGUCAGCCCAGGUUUUGAGCUGCGUGUUGAGCUGUACAGCUGCAGUUCAGAGGACGACUACUCAACAGGCAGCACGCCAAGGAAACUAGCCAGUAAACUGAGCUCGUCACUGGGGCGAUCAGCCGGGAAGAAGCUCCGGGCAGCCAUGGAGCCUGGGCCAUGUAGUCCUGUUAGCAACGGGGGGGCAACUCCUCUUCUACUGCCAGUUCCCUCUGUACCGGGCCCUAAGUACCACCUUUUAGCUCAUACCAGCCUGUCACUGUCACACGUCCAGGACAGCUUUCGCACACAUGACCUCACCAUCUCAGGCAACGAAGAGUGUUCGUAUUGGCUGCCACUCUAUGGCUCUAUGUGUUGCCGCCUCGCAGCUCAGCCUCACUGUAUGACCCAACAGAUGAUGAGUGGAUGUUUGAAAGUUAAGCAGUUGGGAGGUGACCCUCAGAGUUGGACAAAAGUGUACGCCGUUCUAAAAGGAACAAGCCUUUUCUGCUACCACCGGCAAGAAGAUGUGGAGGCUAACAUCGAGCCAGCGUUCACUAUUGCCAUCAACAAGGAGACCAGAAUACGCGCGUCUGAGAAAGACCCUCAAAGUAAAGUUCAGAAUAUCUGUAUCAGUAACCAGUACGGAGGUGAGGAGGUCACACACACUCUGACAACAGACAGCCGUGAAGACACGCACCGGUGGAUGGAGGCCUAUUGGCAACAUUUCUACGACAUGAGCCAAUGGAAACAGUGCUGUGAUGACUUAAUGAAAAUUGAACUGCCAUCACCAAGGAAACCAGCUCCUGUCACACUAAAACAGGGCUCACUCUAUCACGAAAUGGUUAUUGAGUCAUCCAAUGACCUCAGCAGCACUGUGUCAGAAAUCCUGGCUCGGAGAAUGCAGGAGCUGGAGCUCCGCAGCCAGCUGGGAACCUCCCCCACCUGGAUGUCUGUGUUUGAGGAGAACAACCCCAAUUGCGCUGGCCGUCCCUGUACUUCUCGCCUUUCUGGCCACAGCCCCUGCACCCCUCAUCGACUGCCCCGGAGUCCUGUGAGCCCUCACCGCUGCCCACAGCUGAGUCUGCUGUCCUCAGAUGCAAGCCUGACCUCCGACAGCGACAGUCAUUGCAGCACCAGUCCCUGCUCUUACCGCCACGGCUGGCCCGAGCCUUCUUCAAACUUCCCUCUCUUGUCGUCUUCCCCUUCCCGCCUGAGGCCACGCACUCUGUCGCUGGACGCUAAGCUCAGCACCCUUCGAGGGAGGGUGUAUGGAGGAGGAGGGACCCUCCAGUGUCCCUGCCAGCAACCUCCCUCCUCGCUGCUUGCCCCGUUCCCCAUCUCCUCUUGUUCACCUCGGUCACAGCGCAGCACACAGACCACGCUCUCUUGCUCCAGUUCCACUUCCAGCAACAGCUCCAGCAACAGUGAGGGCGGCCACAGCCUUGAGUCAUCUGAGGGAGCCCCCUUCUCAAGGCCUUCCCCGGCUCGACGCAGCCUCAGGAACCUCAAAGCCAGACUUGAUCCUCGCAACUGGCUCCAAAGUCAGGUGUGAACUUGACCCGCCUGACAGACAUUUUACACUGGCCUAAAGGCAACAGUUAAAAGUUUAAACCAUGGUUUACCUGGCUUAACAUAUAUGUGAACCAAGCUCAGGCAGUGGCCACAUGCACAGCCCUGAGGAGGAUAAGCUGCCUCUACUGCCUCCUGGUGGAGGAUGGAUCAUGAAAGACCCCCCUGGGGCAAACUGGAAUGUCUUCUAACACAAAGGGCAGGUGACAAUCACUGCAGGUGACUGGACUUUGCUGGGUUGCCACCAUUUUUAAGAUGAUCCAAUACUAAAUGGGAGUUAUUCUGCUUGCUUGGAGAAUUAUUAUGGUAAUGCUGCUUGGAAGGAAGUGAUGCUAAGAGUGAAGGACUUGAUCUAAUAAACAGGUUACACUGGGCCUACUGUCUGUCCUUGGACUCUUACUUCUGAAACAUGUUUUGUUUUGACCUUAUUUGCCAUCCUGGCUACUCAAACAAUGUUUCAAAAUCAGAUAUAUUAAUGCACUAGCAGUAUUUUGACUGGAUGUUUCAUAUCUGUAUUUUAUAGCAAAAGGUUUGCAGGGGUUAUGCUAUGAAAGCCAGUGAGCAUGUGGAAAGAUGAACAUAAGGUAUAAUCAGUCUGGAGUUUUCAAAAGUUAGAACAUGUUAAUUGUGCAGGACCAGGUUGGAGUCUGUACUGUCUACUGUGUCUACUUCAGUGUAUGCAUCGGAUUAUUCAUACAACAGAUUAUCUUCGUGGUUCUCCUAAAAUUACUAUGCACCAUUUUGUUUGUUUUUGCACAUGAUUUGACGUCAAGUUUAAAUGUUGAACUACUUGAGAUCAUUUCAACAAUGCAUCUAGUGAAAGUUUAACUUUAUGCAAGUGAUCAUACAUAUUGUACUGGUUAUUACUGUGAUCUCUUCUGGGUAAAAGUCUGUCCUCUGGUCUUAACUUUCACACAUUUAUCUGCACACUAUUGACAUCGCCAGAACUAGGUCAUAUAUUCUACAUACACAGAACAAACCUUUGAAUAAGAUGAAAUUAAUUUAAGCUUAAGUAUUGUUUCCAAGUAAUUCCAGUAAUUCUGCUGAACUGCAGUAUUGUUGGAUUCUAUUAAGAUUACCAGUUCCUGAUUUUGAGCAAGAGCAAGAAUAACAUGGUGUGUGUGUACACUUCCAUGUAUUUAUUUAGUUAUGUAAGUUAAUGCCAUUUAGACGACUCUUAACCGCAGUUAAUUUUUGUCACAAGAAAACAAUCAUCUAACUCAAAUCUCAUGGGUGAGUCUGUCUGUCAGUGCAGUCGCCUCUUCUACUCUGUUUGCAUUGUUUACUGUGGAUUUUACUUUUGUAACAGUUUCCCUCUUGGAGCUCAGAACUUGUGCAAUUUGACUAACAUUUAAAACUGUCAAAUAGUUUAAAAAACAUUUGUUACUGUAAAUUCAUUUUUAACAAAUAAACCUCUGUCUUCUGUUA